UACGAUAAUGGUAUUAAUUUUUUCUGUAGAGGGAGUUUUGACAACGUGCAUCUACGAGGUUAAAUAUCGGUCCUCUGUACAAUCCACUUUAACGUUUAGUUAAAAUUUUUGAAAACAGAUUUAAUAUUUCAAACAAGAACAAUCUUUAUGUUAAAGUGUAAUAAAAAGAAGCAAAGACAAAUAUUUUAAUUCUUAGAAGAAAUAUGUACUAAAUAAAUUCACCGAGUAUAAUGGCACUAUUAACUACAAAGUUACUUCAUUCGUCAUAUUUUGGAUUGGCGAAAAAAUCAUUGGGAAUCCUCUACGAUUUUCAGUUGAAUCUUCAGCCUUGUUUGAACGAUGUCAGGAUAACUACUGUUCGUCAUAAACAAAUAUACAUUGGAGGCAGAAUUAGAGGAGGCGGUAGACCGACUCCACCAGGUAAAAUACCACCCAUGCCUAGUAAGUAUGGAUGGCGCCCUAUACUUCCAGAGGAUGGAAAAUAUACAAUUAAGCCAUUACCGGUUCAAAAACUUGGUGGAAGAGAUCCAGAGACAGGGCGUGUUGUUGUAAAAACAAUAGGUGGUGGUCGUAAAUUAGAAUUCCGAUGGGUAAUUUAUGAUCGAUCAGGACCUAAAGAAGGUCCACCAUUAGAGGAAAAAGUAUUUUUAAUAAGAGAAGAUUACUGCAGGACAUCAAAUAUUGCAUUAGUGGGUUCAGGUGAUAAAAUGAGAUGGAUACUUGCUCAUGCAACUAUGAAAGUGGGUGAUAUAAUAAGGUCUUCUAGCUAUAUACCACGUAUUCCUGUGCGUGCAAGAGAUGGAGAUUCACAUCCAUUGGGGGCUUUGCCAGUUGGAACUUGUGUUCAUAAUAUUGAGAAGUAUCCUGAAAUGGGUGGAGAUUAUUGUAGAGCAGCUGGAUCAUCUGCACAGAUAAUUAGGAAAAUAGAUGACCGGGUGAUAAUUCAGUUACCUUCAAAAGAACAAUUAUCACUUAAACAAGAAUGUAUAGCUGUUGUAGGUCAAGUCUCUAAUCCAAACCAUGGAAAGCAACAUAUUGGCAGUCCUCAGCGGUUGCGAUGGUUAGGCAAAAGACAAAGGUCUGGUCAGUGGCAUCGUAAAGAUGGAUAUUGUGGAAGAAAAAUACAUCCACCCAAACCUCUUAAAAUUAUUGGUUCAUCACCACCAGCAAAGAAUAUCGAACCUUACCAAUUGACUUUAUAAAAUCUGAAUAAAUUAUUACUAUUAUUUGUAAUUAGACUACUAUGUUCUUUUAAGCUUAUAAAUAUUACAUAUUUGAUAUAUUAAUACAGUUAAUCAAUUACAUACUACUAUUGAUUUAUGAUUAAUAAAAAUUUUAAAAUAAAUUUUUAACUCAUUUAAAUUUACUGAAUUAUUGUUCCUUGUUUAUCAGAUUGCAGAUUCAAAUCUCACUUCAGAUACACAGGGUGAAACAAAAGUCUCUAACAAAGAGAAUUCACUCUCUGUUCACAAAACAUGCUCUAAACAGAUGGAGAGCAUAUCCUUGUGUCCCAUAUGGUGUAUCUAUAAGGGACACAAUGCAUCUCUCCUGUUUGUGAUGAAUUCAUAUUGGCAUUUUUUAUGUUAUGCAUGUGUGUUCAUCUCAAAUGUAUGCAUAACAUUUAGCUGGUCCCUGUUUUGUAUCUUCAUUUUGCAUAUACUGUAAUGGCAAUUGAAUAGUUCCUCCAUAUAUAAAAAGUAGGUGGACAGAAGUCUGAGACCAUAAAGGAAAAAUAAAAUAAUUUUCCAUGUGUGGUGACUUCUUGAGUCAUCCUGUAGACAUUUGUAUUACAGGAAAUCCUCGUUAAUUUGAACUCUAAUAGUUCGAAAUAGUUCAAAAUAAAUUUGAAAUUAGUUAGUUUCUAACUGUACUUUUGUCCUGGCCAGGGAUAUAGAGGUUUCAUGUUAAAGAAUUUGGUUUGUUUGAAAUAUGGCUAAUUCAAAAUUUGAAGUGAAAAUUCUGUCCGAGCUGUGAUAUGCGUAUUUUAACUCAUUCGCUUAGAUCAAAGUGCCUCCAUGCCAUAAGAGAACAGUAGACCAAGAACAACUCUAAUCUGGUCAACAUGGCUCUGCUUUUACAGUAAUGCAUUUUCAUGUUAGCUAUGACUCACCUUAAUCAUUGACUACUUUUUCUAUUAUCUCUUAAAAUUCAACUGGCUUUCAGGUUGCAAGAUUGGGCUACAAGUAGCAGAUUGAGAUAUUUGUAGGCUCUCGGCUACUAAAUUUGGGCAACUUAUUACAUUUUAGGCUACAUUUUGAGGAACUCUGCUUUACUUUUUAUAAAAUCUAUUUUGCAACCUUUCAGAAUGGACAUGUGCUGUUUACCUGCAGUUUACAGUUUAUUCAUAUUAUUAUUAUUUAUUAAUGAAAAUAGCAUUCUGUAUAUGCAGUCGUAUUCUGUUUCCUUAAUAAAUUACAACAUGUAUGUGGCAUUUGACAUAUUGUAUAGAAAUAUGUAAGUCUCCCAUAAUUUGAAACUUGAUAAUUUGAAGAUGCGAUUAUUUCAUUCCUUGAAUUUUGAACUAACAAUGAUUUCCUGUAUUAGUUUUU
Molecule: messenger RNA, 2549 nt
Organism: Centruroides sculpturatus (bark scorpion)
Lineage: Eukaryota; Metazoa; Arthropoda; Arachnida; Scorpiones; Buthidae
Gene: mRpL2
Product: 39S ribosomal protein L2, mitochondrial-like
Exons: 4
Coding region: 231-1202 (323 amino acids)
Biological process (GO): cytoplasmic translation
Cellular component (GO): ribosome
Molecular function (GO): structural constituent of ribosome; RNA binding
Source: RefSeq, a predicted model, not a curated record